UGAAUGAAAAUCUAUACAAUAACUUCUCCCUUAUACAUGAUGGAUGCAAAAAUCGUGAAUUUUUCGAAUUUUAAUGAAAAUCUUGCAAAUUUUCUCUCAACUAAAUGGCAAGAAGCAGAGUCUAAAGAAAAUAUUUUUAAAUACAAGUUGAAUGUGACAAAGAGUAAGGUGUUACCUGGAUACUUCAAGUUCUAUGCGGAGCUUAACGAGCAACGGACUCAACUAAGACGAAAACCCCAAAAUAUUUUGUCAUUAGCACCAGAAUUCAAUCCAGAUGCUUUUAAUUUCAGCAAGGUUGAUGCAGAAGAAGUUUUGUUUGUCUUGAAAUAUCGGGACACGUUGGUAUCUUUCCUCAUCAACAAUAGUCCUCUAACACGGAAUCACUGUUUGAUUUGUCCAGAUUUGGAGAAAAAUCAACCACAGAUCCUGACUCAGGGAUGCAUAGAAUUUUCUCUGGAUCUUUUGAGGAAAUUGGGAAAUAGAUUCUAUAGAAUUGGGUACAAUAGUCCAGGAGCCCUAGCGUCUGUCAAUCAUCUUCAUUUGCAUUUAAUGCUGAUUGAGAGGGAACUUUAUGUGGAGUCAGCACCUCUGUGUAAACUUGGGAAGUCUAUUUACACACUAGAGGCUAAAUAUCCCACCUGUGGACUGUGCCUUAUUAUCAGGGACAAAGAUUGUGUACAACAAGUGUCAGGAAAGGUCUUUCAGCUUGUCAAUUUUCUCUGUGAAAGAAGCAUCCCUCACAAUAUCUUCAUCACAAGUGGCUCCUUUGAGGGUACAGCAUGCAAGAGAAUUUUAAUAUUUCCCAGGGACAAUCGAUAUCUAUCGAAAGAUAAGGAAUUGAGUGGCUUCAACAUUGCCUUCUGUGAACUCAGCUCAUACAUUCCCGUCGGAAGUGAGGAAAUUUACAACGCUCUGACUGAAGAUGUUAUCAUUGAGAAAAUACAAGCGGAAAUGGGAAAUGUUUUCUAUGCCAUUAAAGAUGAAAUUGUUGAAAUGUUUCAAUAAAAUAUGUUCAUUAU
Molecule: messenger RNA, 1019 nt
Organism: Phlebotomus papatasi
Lineage: Eukaryota; Metazoa; Arthropoda; Insecta; Diptera; Psychodidae
Product: GDP-D-glucose phosphorylase 1
Exons: 3
Coding region: 4-1005 (333 amino acids)
Biological process (GO): glucose metabolic process
Cellular component (GO): cytoplasm
Molecular function (GO): GDP-D-glucose phosphorylase activity
Source: RefSeq, a predicted model, not a curated record